AUGGGUAUUAAAGGUUUAACAGGUAUUAUCUCUGAAAAUGCACCACUUUCUAUUCGUAAAAGUGAAAUAAAAGCCUUCUUCGGUCGUAAGGUUGCUAUUGAUGCAUCAAUGUCCUUAUAUCAAUUCUUAAUUGCCGUGAGACAACAAGAUGGUGGACAAUUGACUAAUGAGAAUGGUGAAACUACUUCACAUUUAAUGGGUAUGUUUUAUCGUACUUUACGUAUGAUUGAUAAUGGUAUUAAACCAUGUUACGUAUUUGAUGGUAAACCACCAGUAUUAAAAUCUCAUGAAUUAGGUAAACGUUCAGUACGUAGAGAAGAAACAGAAAAAAAAUUGGCAGAGGCUACUGAUGAAGCUGAAAGAAUGAAGCAAGAGAGAAGGUUAGUUAAAGUUUCAAAAGAACAUAAUGAUGAAGCCAAAAAAUUAUUAGGCUUGAUGGGAAUUCCGUAUGUUAAUGCCCCAGGGGAAGCAGAAGCUCAAUGUGCAGAAUUAGCUAAGAAAGGUAAAGUAUAUGCUGCCGCAAGUGAAGAUAUGGAUACAUUAUGUUAUAGAACACCUUAUUUACUGAGACAUUUAACAUUUUCUGAAGCUAAGAAAGAACCAAUCCAAGAGAUAAGUACCGAAGCAGUUUUAGAAGGUAUGGAUCUUACAAUUGAUCAAUUUAUUGAUCUUGGUAUUAUGUUAGGAUGUGAUUAUUGUGAUAAUAUAAGAGGUGUUGGUCCAGUUACAGCUUUAAAAUUAAUGAAAGAGUUUGGUUCUUUGGAAAAAAUUGUUGAAUCUAUAGAGAAUGAUACAACAAAGACAAAAUGGAAAGUUCCAGAAAAUUGGCCAUAUAAGGAGGCUCGUGAUCUAUUUGUUCAUCCUGAUGUUAUUGAUGGUAAUGAAAUUAAUUUAAAAUGGGAACCUCCAAAGGAACAAGAAUUAAUUGAUUAUCUGUGUAAAGAAAAACUUUUCAACGAAGAUAGAGUUAAGUCUGGUAUUGAAAGAUUAAAAAAAGGUUUAAAAUCAGGUACACAAGGUCGUCUUGAUAGUUUCUUUAAAGCUGUUCCAAAAACUAAAGAACAAUUAGCUGCAGCUGCUGCAAAGGCUAAAGCCAACAAGAAAAAUGCAAAAGGUAAAGGCAGGAUUGGUAAAGGUAGACGUUAA
This is a messenger RNA of Maudiozyma saulgeensis, 1146 nucleotides long. The record is from the annotation of a GenBank genome assembly. NCBI's taxonomy places the organism in Eukaryota, Fungi, Ascomycota, Saccharomycetes, Saccharomycetales, Saccharomycetaceae.